AUGGUUUCAAACAAUGCUGUUCCGAUGAAGUUAGAAAGUUCUGACAGAAGAUAUGUAGUUGUCAGAACGUCAGAUUCUCAUAUGCAAGAUACAGAAUAUUUUGACGACUUAGCAGAAACUUUGACAUCUGACUUUUACAACCACUUGUUCUCAUAUUUUAUGACAUUAGAUAUUUCAAAGUUCAAUCCAAGACAAAUUCCACAUACCGAAGAGAGACAAACAUUGUUAGAAGCAAACAAGAGUGUAUAUGAACUGUUCAUAGAUGAAACUGACUUUGAGUGUUUAGAUGAAAGGUCAUUGUACGAUUCGUAUAAACAAUAUUGUCAAGAAUAUGGUUAUAUGACAGCGUCUAAACGAACAUUCUUGGCAAAUGUCAAAAGUCUUUUAGAUGUUCAGAAUGGUGUAUAUACAAAGAAAAUUUUUUCUGAGUAA
This is a messenger RNA of Trichomonas vaginalis G3, 432 nucleotides long. RefSeq lists its product as uncharacterized. NCBI's taxonomy places the organism in Eukaryota, Parabasalia, Trichomonadida, Trichomonadidae. The record is from RefSeq and is a predicted model, not a curated record. Bases 1 to 432 code for a protein of 143 amino acids. The transcript has a single exon.